Molecule: messenger RNA, 1293 nt
Organism: Vigna umbellata (rice bean)
Lineage: Eukaryota; Viridiplantae; Streptophyta; Magnoliopsida; Fabales; Fabaceae
Product: protein DMR6-LIKE OXYGENASE 2-like
Source: RefSeq, a predicted model, not a curated record
GAGCCAAACCUAACAUAGCAUAGCAAUGGCCACCACCACCACCAUAGCCACUAAGCCACUCUUAACCGACCUAGUCUCCACCAUCGAUCGUGUUCCAUCCAACUUCAUCAGACCGCUCGCCGACCGUCCAAACCUUCACCAACUUCACUCUUCCUCGCCUUCCAUUCCCAUCAUCGACCUUCACGACUUUGACGGUCCCAGUCGUUCCAGAAUCGUCCAACACAUUGCACAUGCUUGCCAACACUAUGGCUUCUUUCAAAUUGUGAAUCAUGGGAUUCCGGAGGAGGUGGUGAGGAAGAUGGUGAAUGUGUCGAAGGAGUUCUUUGCGUUGCCGGAGAGUGAGAGGCUGAAGAAUUACUCCGACGACCCUUCCAAGACAACAAGGCUUUCCACCAGUUUCAAUGUCAAGACUGAGAAAGUUUCCAACUGGAGAGACUUCUUGAGACUUCAAUGCCACCCCCUUGAGGAUUACAUUCUGGAAUGGCCUUCCAACCCUCCAUCUUUCAGGGAAGAUGUUGCUGAGUACAGUAGAAAAAUGAGGGGUUUAUCGUUGAAGUUGCUCGAGGGAAUAUCAGAGAGUUUGGGGUUGGAGAGAGAUUACGUAGAAAAAGCAUUAGGGAAACAUGGGCAGCACAUGGCUGUGAAUUACUACCCUCCAUGUCCUGAGCCAGAGUUAACGUAUGGGUUGCCACCUCAUGCUGAUCCAAAUGCUAUCACUAUUCUGCUCCAGAAUGAGGUGCCUGGCUUGCAAGUCCUCCAUCAAGGCAACUGGUUAUCCGUCAAUCCUGUUCCCAACACCUUCAUAGUCAAUAUCGGUGACCAAAUUCAGGUGAUAAGCAACGACAGGUACAAGAGUGUGUUGCAUAGAGCAUUGGUGAAUUGUGAGAAGGAAAGAAUGUCCAUUCCCACGUUCUACUGUCCUUCGCCAGAUGCAACCAUAAAACCAGCACCUCAACUCGUGGACAGCGAUCAUCCUGCACAGUACAAAGACUUCACAUACAGAGAAUACUAUGACAAGUUCUGGAACAGAGGACUUUCAAAGGAAACCUGCGUCGACAUGUUCAAAGCUUGAAAAUAAAGACUUCUUGAAUCUUUCUUGCUGACCAAACGUAUCUGCUUUUGAAUUAGACACCAUUCAGCUUUUAAUUUGGAUUAAACUUUUGAACAUUUUGGAAUUUUUAGGUAGACUUUGCACAUAUAUAAGUAAAAAAGUCCUCUUAUGAUGUGCACUUAUUGAUUAUUAGUGCACAUAAUAAUUUUUAGUUUGUAUUUUUCUUGGGAAAAAUAAAUAAA